ACACCCGGAAGUCGCUUGGAAUCAAUAACAAUGCUGGACUUCAGACUGUCCAGCGUUAAUUAAUAACACAAAACACAACAACAACAAAAAACAACGACCCCAAAAACUGCAUGAAAGCCGAAAUGAGGACUUUCGUGCCAUCAAACAUGAUCUCAGGACCUUAUUGGAUUCGUUUACGAGCGAAAUAAUUUUUUACCACUACAACAACAAACAAACAAGCAGAGCAGCAACAUGUCUCUCGUGGACUCCACGGAGGAAAACACUCCUCUGCUGAAAGGAGAUGCUGACAGCAUGCAGGAUGCUGGGAGGAGCAGAUGGAGGUCUAUCAGGGUCAUGUACUUCACCAUGUUCCUCAGCAGCGUGGGUUUCACAAUCGUCAUCACGUCUAUAUGGCCCUACCUACAGAAGAUUGAUAACAGCACAGACGCUAGUUUUCUGGGUUGGGUCGUGGCUGCUUACAGUCUGGGCCAGAUGGUGGCGUCGCCCCUGUUCGGACUUUGGUCCAAUCACAGGCCUCGGAAGGAGCCGCUGGUGUGUUCCAUAGUCAUCAACAUCGCAGCUAACGUGUACUACUCCUACCUGUACCUGCCUCCAUCUCACAACAAAUACCACAUGCUCCUGGCCCGGGUGUUCGUCGGAUUCGGUGCAGGUAACGUAGCUGUGGUGAGGUCUUACGUAGCAGGAGCCACGUCGCUGAACGAGAGAACCAGCGCCAUGGCUAACAUGAGCGCCUGCCAGGCUCUGGGCUUCAUCCUCGGUCCAGCUCUGCAGGCCGCUCUGUCGUUCAUCGGCGAGAACGGUUUCAGCAUAGACGUCAUUUCCCUGAGGUUGAACAUGUACACGGCUCCGGCGCUGCUCGCCGCCUGCUUCGGCGUCAUCAACAUCCUGCUGGUUCUCAUUGUCCUGAGGGAGCAUCAAGUAGAUGAUCACGGCAAGCAGAUCCGAGCGAUUAACUACGUCUCAGAAGAGCGACUAGACGUGCCUCCUGAAGUAGAGGGAAAUAUCGACCAGGUGGCCGUGCUUACAUCCAACAUCCUUUUCUUCAUCAUCCUCUUCAUUUUUGCUGUGUUUGAAACCAUAUCCACUCCUUUAUCGAUGGACAUGUUUGCGUGGACGAGGAAACAAGCCGUCCUGUACAAUGGAAUCAUUUUGGCAGCCAUUGGCUUCGAGUCCAUCAUCGUGUUCCUGGUGGUGAAGGUGAUCUCCGUGCGGUUUGGUGAUCGUCCAGUGCUCUUGACUGGGCUAGCCAUCAUAUUUAUUGGCUUCUUUAUCCUGCUACCGUGGGGAAACCAGUAUCCCAAAAUACAGUGGGCAGAUCUUCAGAACAACUCCUUGCCAGCUUUGGUGCGUUCCUCGGUCUCUAACAGCAGUGUGGAACCGACCGGAUGCCCUUCAGAUCAGAUCUGGUGCCAGUUCACCCCAGUCAUCCACCUGGCACAAUACCUCACCUCUGAUAUCCUCAUCGGAGUGGGCUACCCCGCCUGCAACGUCAUGUCCUACACACUGUACUCCAAGAUCCUGGGACCCAAACCACAGGGUGUGUACAUGGGUUGGCUGACAGCCUCAGGCAGCGGUGCUCGGACCCUGGGCCCUGUGUUCGUCUCUCAUGUCUACACCAUGUUAGGUCCUCGCUGGGCCUUCAGUCUGAUCUGCAGCAUUGUCCUGGCAGCCAUUGUGCUCCUCAUGGCGAUGUACAGACGACUUAUCGCGUUCUCUGUGCGCUAUGGAAGGAUACAGGAGUGAUGACAAUGGAUAUACGCUUUUUUUUUUUAAUGAACUAAAGACUGAGUGGUGAAGGAUAGAUGAAAGAUUCCGAAAUCUUGUCUUGAAGUCCAUAAAUCAUUCCUGUGCUUAAUAAUCAUUUUUGCUAGUAAAACACUGCAUUUGUUUAAUUUGCAUACCGGACAGCGAUUGGCUCUUAUAUUGUGUGAUGUAAUAACACUAAAAGGGCAAGUGUGUAGUGGUAAAGGCAUUUUUUUAAAAGCGUGUUUUCUCUCCAUGCAGGAUGUUCAUUAAGGAGGAUGGGUACAGUUAAUAUUUUGGGAAAAAAAUAUUCAAAAAGAUUUUAAUAUUAUAUAUAGUGAUUUUUUUAUAUGUAUAUUUCAGUGCCUAUGAAAUGUGUGGAGUCUUUUAUGGUUUUUAAGAGACACGUGACAUGUUCCUUUAGUUUCUGGGUAAUGUAAGGGUUACACAAGGUUUAUUACAAACAAAUCUAUAAAUGUUUCAAUGUUCCACUUUAGUUUCAUUUAAAAUCCUCCAUCAGCAUGAAGAACAGCUUUCCACACUCUCAGCAUCCAGACACUUCGUUUCUCCAAACUCUUUGUGGUGCCUCUUGUAAAACUCACCAAAGAUGUUCUUCACUAGAAAUUCCUUCUUUCUUGAGAUCAGUUCAUCCCGGAGCAGUUCAGAAGGAUUGAGGUGCAGUGUCUGGGCAGGUGGUUCCAUGAUAAAUAUCACUCCAGACGUCUGGUUCUCUCUAAAUAACACUUACAGAACUCAGAACUUCGACUCGUCAUCUUGUUGUACGGUGAAGUCGCGUCCAAUGAGCCGCUUUCAGUCCAGACAGAACUACAUGGUGGUGAAGUGUGAAAUGGGAGACAUGUUGGUUCAGGAUUCCUUUCACUUUCUGGAACAAGUCUUCAAAACAUCUCCAAACCAUUAUGCGUCCACCUCCAUGUGUGAGUGUGGGGGUGAGGGAGUCUGAUCACAUCUUCUCUCCUGCUCUCUAUCUCACACAAGUUCUUCUCUUAGAGACAAAAAUGUCACAUUUGGACUUAAACUCUCUUUCAUUCGUUCACUGUCCUAAAGUGUGUUUGUUGCCUAGAAACUAAAGGAACACGUGUCUUAAAAACUGUUUCACACAUUUCUCAGGUCCUGUAUAACACUUCAGCACAGAUCCUGGAAGAAACAGAGAUGUUCCAGAAUAUUUUCAGCGAAAAAUCUAUAAAAUGUUCUAGAAAUAUAUUCCCAUGGAGGACCCUGGAUUAUCAGGACUCACCAGAUGCUCAGGUGAUGAAUUUAUUUAUGGUAAUUUAGCUUUUUAUUGCAUAGAAAUGUAUUUGAAUGCUGCACUGACCAGAGUAUAAUCUUUUAAUCCACUCAUAUUAAUUACAUUUCCUACAAGUGGGAAGUAUUUUUUGGUGGGUUUUUUUUUUUCCAGGACAUAUCAGAGAUUAACUGUGAACAUGUGACUCUCGUGUGUUAAAAUAACCGAACAACUCAACCAACAUUGAUUCGUUGUGACUGAAAGCUAAUUUAAUAAAAGUUUUAAUAUAAA
Molecule: messenger RNA, 3277 nt
Organism: Silurus meridionalis
Lineage: Eukaryota; Metazoa; Chordata; Actinopteri; Siluriformes; Siluridae
Gene: mfsd8
Product: major facilitator superfamily domain containing 8
Exons: 12
Coding region: 232-1743 (503 amino acids)
Biological process (GO): transmembrane transport
Cellular component (GO): lysosomal membrane
Molecular function (GO): transmembrane transporter activity
Source: RefSeq, a predicted model, not a curated record